This is a messenger RNA of Monoraphidium neglectum, 1134 nucleotides long. RefSeq names its product Regulation of nuclear pre-mRNA domain-containing protein 1B. The record is from RefSeq and is a predicted model, not a curated record. Gene Ontology annotation, cellular component: RNA polymerase II, holoenzyme. Gene Ontology annotation, molecular function: RNA polymerase II complex binding. The coding region runs from base 1 to 1134 and encodes 377 amino acids. Gene Ontology annotation, biological process: mRNA 3'-end processing. The transcript is spliced from 2 exons. Lineage: Eukaryota; Viridiplantae; Chlorophyta; Chlorophyceae; Sphaeropleales; Selenastraceae.
AUGCAGGUCCCGCGCGACGGCCUGGUGGCCAAGCUCCAGAAGCUCAGCCAGAGCCAGCAGUCGAUCGAGUCGGUCUCGAGCUUCUGCGUCUUCUACCAUAAAGACGCCCGCGGCGUCGUGAACAUCUGGGAGGAGGAGUUCUUCAAGGCCCCCAACGACAGGAAGAUGGCGCUGCUGUACCUAGCAAACCACAUCCUUCAGGAGGGGCGCCGCAAGGGCACCGGCUUCCAGGACGAAUUUUACCGGGUGCUGCCCAAGGCGAUGCAGCACGCGCUCGGCGGCGGCGACGAGCGCGUCAAGCGCGCGGUCUCGCGGCUGGUCGCGAUCUGGGAGGAGCGGCGGGUGUUUGGGACGCGGCACAUCAAGUCGUUCCAGGGGCUGGAGCUGCCCAUAUCGGGGGACCUGGCCGCAGUCACCACCAUCAGCGGCCACCUGGAAGCCUACGAGUCGGCGCUGCAGCGGGAGCUAGACUCGCGCCGCGCCGCCGUCGCCGCCCUACAGUCGGCCGUCCGCGCGCAGGAGGAGGCCGUCGCUGCCGCCGCCGCGCAGCUGGGCGCCUGCGGCGCGCAGCGCGAGCAGCUGCGCGCGCGGAUGGGGCAGCUGUCGGCCGGCCUGGUUGCGGGGCUGCAGGGGCUGCCGGGGAUCGCCGGGCUAGGAGGCCCCGCCGCGCCCGCUGCCGCGCCCGCCAGCGCCUCCGUGGAAGCGCCGCCGCCGCCACCGCCGGCGCAGGCCCCAGCCGCCGCCGUGGGCAGCCCCGAGGCGCCGGCGAUGGAGGUGGACAUGGAAGAUGACUACGAUGAUGACGGCGCCGCCCUCACAGGGUUGGAAGGCACCCCCGAGCAGCAGCGCAGUGCGGCCGCCGCUAGCGGCGGCGGGUACACGGCGGCGCCGGCGCCCGCGCCCGCCGCGGCGCCGCCGCUGCUCGCGGACGCGCUCAGCAAGCUGCCAGAGGGGGAGCGCGACAGGCUGGGGUUCGACCUGGAGGCGCUCAUGAAUUCGGGGCUGCUGGCUGGCGGCGGCAACGGCGCCGGCGCCGCCGUCGCGGGCACGGCGGGCGGCGGCGGCGGCGGGUAUGGGGACGGCGCGUUUGCGGAUGAGGGGGACGAUCCAUAUGACCCAGAGGACCCCUUCUAA